UUCCUCUAAUACGGAGAUAGGAAAAAGGGAGGAAGCGAUGUUCCCAUCAGAAGAGGGAGGGAGAGAGGUAGAGAAAAAUCUUGAAGGUGGGGAAUCAAUGAUAACUUGUGAGGACUGAGGAGAGGGGGAGAAUGGGCAAGAGUAGAGAAGUAAGUACCAAGUAUAGCUCCUAUUUUCAAAGUUCAACCUAGUCCCAGUCCCACUUUUAAUGUUUGGUCACUUUUUGCUCCUUUGUAGAUAUUACGUUUGAUUCUGUGAAUGUGUUUAGGAGACUUUCUAUUAAUUCUCAUUUAGUCAUUUGUCAUUUGUCAAGCACAGUUGAAAAUAACAUAAGACAAAGACUAUCCUUUAAUUCCCUAAUUAUUCAUCUGUAAAUAGGGCUGUCUCUCGUCAUCUUCCCUGUGUGUCGAUAAACUCCUACCAGCCACACUUCCCUAUCAACACACGGCAAAUCUGCGAUGCGGUAUGAUGACACAGUGAAUUGAGGCGGUGGUGGCAGCACAGCGACGCGGCGGCGGCGGUGGCAGCACAGUGACGCAACAGUGAUUAUUGCGCUUCUACAUCUCUCAAGUUUGACAGAUCUCCCUAAAUCUGAAGCGGACUACGAAUGAGGUGAGGGACGCCGGAGAAAUAGACAUCUUCGUCUCCCUUCUUUUUCUUCGCUGCGAACUCCCAUGGUCUCAUCCUAUUUUUCUAGCGUAGGAGAACCUGCUAUGGGAAAAUUUUCGCCCAGCUCUUUUGCACGAUGGAAUUCACGUUUGUUCAUGAUUUCUGAGUUUUAAAUCUGAUUCUGGUUGUUUUCUUGGUCGGAUUUCGAAGCAAAUACCAUCUCUAAGCUUGGAUUUGGUGUUUCUAAGAAGAAUGACGGCCAAAAAAUCUCAGAAUCGAGAUGUUGGUUCGCGGCUUUACUGUUCACUUUCGCAAAUUGAAUUUUGUUCUUUAAUCAAGCUGGUGCAGUAGAUUGGGGUUUCUUUUGUUUUGUUUGGGCUAUUUAACCGGAGGCGGUACCUCUUUAGCUUUCGUGUUGUAGGUAGUACCGUGUCCUCGUCGGUUUUUAUCCCAACCUGCGAUUUGGGGAAAAUUUUGACUGCAGUUCUUAUGGCCAGCAAGAAACAGGGUAAAGGUGUGGCUACGCCAUCUGUGAACACCAGGUCUCGGGUUGCUGUUGGUUUCAAUGCGUUAGAUAACUUGGACGAUAACUUCCCUGCACUACAUGGUGGUGGGAAGUCUGGGAAGCAGACUGUGGACACUAUGGCAGACCCUGGGAUGUGCUCUAACUUUGCCAAGGAGCUGCUGGAACCUGGGGAUGUGUUGCUUAGCUCUGGGAAGCAGGGGAAUGCAACUAAACCUGUUGCUCCUGCUGCUGAUCCUGGAGCUGGGGAUAUUUCUGUUAAGCAGCUAGCAUUUAAGGCAGCCCUAACUGCACAAAAACAGUUGGCAGUAACCCGAGGACCUGGGAGUGUGUCCAAUAAGAGUGUGGCUCUAUCACCUGAUGCUGCUGAAAAUGUGAAAUCACCUGCUCUUGCAAGCAUGAAACCUGCUGCUGCUGAAAGUAUGAACAUUGUCACAUUGUUGAUAGGUGAUUAUUAUAAUUGUCAUGGUAAAGCACCAAAGAGAUGCAUUAGCAAAUGAAGAUAGUUCACUUUCUCAUAUUGAUCGAUGCAGCUUACCAUACGAAGAAGAUUAGCAAAUGAAGCUAGUUCACUUUCUCAUAUUGUUUUUUUUUUUUUUUUUUUUGAGAAAAGAAAAGUGCUAUGUUUUAUUCUAUGUUUACUCCGUGUGUUAUGACAUUGUUAUAAAUGUUUGGUUCCACUUUCAUUGUUAUUCUUAUGACAUUGUUAUUGACCUUUUUAUGACAUUGUCAUUGUCAUUCUUAUGACAUUGUUAUUGA
This is a messenger RNA of Cuscuta europaea, 1891 nucleotides long. The record is from the annotation of a GenBank genome assembly. NCBI's taxonomy places the organism in Eukaryota, Viridiplantae, Streptophyta, Magnoliopsida, Solanales, Convolvulaceae.